AUGGGCGAGGGAGUGGUAAUGGGAGCUAUCUGACUUGGGCAAAAGCAGACUAGAAGCUGACAGAAGACAGAGGGCGGGGCAGUUCGGAGGAGGAGGCGGGGCCAGGAGUAGGGCUAGAGGGCAGACGGAAAAGGGAGGGUGGCCGCCGGAAAAGGAGGAGCCAAGAGAGGAGGGCUGGUCUCUAUCUCUCACAAUUGGGUAAAAGCCGCGCUGUCCUCUCCUCUGCACCGACUCUGUCCUGCGGAACCAUGGCCAGCCCGCUGCGCUCCUUGAUGCUACUGCUGGCCGUCCUGGCCGUGGCCUGGGCCGGAACCUCCAGGCCACCCCCGCGAUUGUUGGGAGCUCCGCAGGAGGCAGAUGCCAGCGAGGAGGGCGUGCAGCGAGCGUUGGACUUCGCCGUAAGCGAGUACAACAAGGGCAGCAACGAUGCGUACCACAGCCGCGCCAUACAGGUGGUGAGAGCUCGUAAGCAGCUUGUGGCUGGAAUAAACUAUUAUUUGGAUGUGGAGAUGGGCCGAACUACAUGUACCAAGUCCCAGACAAAUUUGACUAACUGUCCUUUCCACGACCAGCCCCAUCUGAUGAGGGUAUGUACUUGUUAUUGUCCUAAGGGCAAUCAUACGGGCAACGGUUUUGAUAAGUAUUACAUUGUGUGGGGGAAGUGCAUGAGUAGGGAAUGGUGGUUCAUGAAUGGAUACAGGUGAAUGUUGGGCACAUGUAUGUUCAUGCCAAUGCAAUGUGUGUGCCCAUGUAGGGGAAGGGUUUAUGUACACAUGAUUAAUUUAAUUGCCAAAUGAAUUUAUCCUGGGAAUUGGGGUAUUGAUGUACAGUUAUCCCUACUGAACUAGAGGCAACUACAAGUACUCUUGCUGGGGAGAAAGGCUCUGUUUAAUCCUAACUGGGGCCACCUGCCGAGACCACAUGAAAGGGAACAGAACCUAUUUAAUGGUUGACAUCUUCCAUGUCUCUUCUGCCUUGACUGCAGGCUUUCUGUGGUGUAACUGAUUCCUGUGACACCAUGGUUGUGGUGAUAGCUCCAUUUCCCUUAUCACCCUUCCCUCUACCUUGCCACUUUUAGAGGUGUGUCCCAUGCCUGUGCUUCUUUCCUGGUGCCCCUCUUACUACUUAGGUAGAGGGCUCAUGGGCCCUGAGCCUUUUCCACUGCUUUGAUCUCUAGGGCUCCGACACCUUCACAAGCUGUGCUGGGGGUGAAGACUAUGGUCUUGUGGAGCCAGGAAAGGGGACACAUGCCAUCCAGUAAUAGACAUGAACACACCUGGGACUCAGAAGGGGGAAGGUGUUUCGUUUUCGUCAUUGCGUACACCUGUCCCACUGUCCUGGCAUAGGUACUUGUCUUAGCUAUAGCAUCUCGCUGAUUGUUCUUCUUUGUUCCCUUUUGCAGAAGGCACUCUGCUCCUUCCAGAUCUACAGCGUGCCCUGGAAAGGCACACACACCCUGACAAAAUCCAGCUGCAAAAAUGCCUAAGAGCUGAGUCUCAUAGGACCAUGCCAAUGGUCCCUUACUUGUUCCCCUACCCUGUAGUGUUUUAUCCCUGAGAAGGGUGCUCCAGCUCUGGAGGGCAUCUCCGGGGUGUUCCCACCAGGAGACAGUAAAGAAGCUGCUGCAGGCAGGUUCUGCACGUCAGAACAGCUGUCCCCUGGUUCUCUUCUCCUUGCAGUACCUGUCAUACCUUGCUCUUGCUCAAUUAAAAAAUUUAAAAAAUGA
Rattus norvegicus (Norway rat) is the source of this 1726-nucleotide messenger RNA. The record is from RefSeq and is a predicted model, not a curated record. NCBI's taxonomy places the organism in Eukaryota, Metazoa, Chordata, Mammalia, Rodentia, Muridae.